AUGAAGUGCGACGGUUACCUUCCUCCAAAGCCCAGAGCUUUCAAAGGGACUAGGAAAAAGAAGGAACCCAAAACUCAGGCUGUUACGGUCGUCAAUCCACCGAUACAACAUUUCGAUCAGACACCACUGUUGGCAGAUCCCGAGAGACUACAUCUCCAGCACUUCCUUCACUGGACAGCCAAACAACUCUCAACUUCAUCCGCCGCCACCAACUUUUGGCUGUGCUAUGCACUUCCUAUGUCAUAUCAGUUCGAUGCUAUCAGGUACAGCAUGAUUGCUGUGGGUGCUUCGCAUCGGGCAUUCAUGUCUCACUCUCUCGGCUUUGGGCGUCCUGAGUACCUGCAACGCCCUGUCAUACAACACUACAACAGAGCUAUAUCAUCCAUCCUACCCAUGAUGUCGUCUCCUACACAGGGGAACAUGCACUGUAUCUUAAUCUGCUGCAUGCUCUUUAUUACCUGCGAGGGGCUCACUGGUCGCUACGACGAACUCCUAAAGCAUCUUGCGGCAGGUGACAUGAUGCUAAGAUCACUUCAAGAUCCUACUACACCAGAGGAGUCUACUAUGACGAACAAGCUUGUCUCCAUUUUCUCACAACUAUGUCUUGAAUCAUCCGGCUUUAUGAAAGACCCUAAUCUGUCUGGCAUCCAGAAGUGGUGUUCUAAAGAUGUAAAGCAUAGCGCCAAUGAUACCCAGCCCUUUGACUCUCUCGACGAUGCUUCACACGCAAUACAUAAGUUGCGACUACUUCACGAUUUUGCACCUCAGGAUCCCGACAGAGAAAAUGGCAGAAAAAACGACAAAGCCUUCCAAGACGCACUGAACAGAUGGGACAUGCGUUUCCGAGAUAUGGCCGAACGCGAUAUCUUUCAUUGGACAGACGAGGAAAUGUCGCAAUAUUACAGUCUUCAACUUCUCCAGCGUUAUUUCCAGAUGUACAUUGAUUCGUACGCGGAUCAAGAAUGGGAAAAUCCAACGGAUCAAACUAUUUUGCCUUUUCUAGAAACUGCGGAAUUGGUAGCGGCGCCCUUAAUAGGUAUGAGCCAGCCUACGUAUUCCUUGGGUGGAUGUCUUGUGCCGGGUCUUUCAUUCGCGGCAUUUCACACACAAGAUGACGCAUUGAGGGGUCAAAUUUUGGAUCUGCUUCGGAGAAUGAAUCAUCGACAAGGUAUCUAUGAUAGUAACGACGUGGCUGAGAUGCAUAAGCUGGCGGCAAUGGACAUGGGUGAUUUGGGGUCCUGUUGUUCUGACUCUGAUGGCGAGUCUGUCUAUGAGGAACUUGAUCCGCCUCUGACGUCGCCUAUUGGAAUACCAUCCAUGAUUGAGGGUCUAGCUCGCAAGGCUGGCGUCACAAGCAAGCGAUUAGAAUGCUUUUCAUAG
Molecule: messenger RNA, 1380 nt
Organism: Fusarium pseudograminearum CS3096
Lineage: Eukaryota; Fungi; Ascomycota; Sordariomycetes; Hypocreales; Nectriaceae
Exons: 1
Coding region: 1-1380 (459 amino acids)
Source: RefSeq, a predicted model, not a curated record